CUCUUUUCUUGCUGAUUACUUUCGGGAGGGCGCUGCUGUCUUUCUAAUUGAUAGAAAUUUUGUUGCAUCCGGAUACCAGAAUCCCCCAAUUCCCCAAUUCCUGGAAGGCCUUUUUUGCCGUCCAGAACAGCCGGUUCAACAUGUCUCAAACAGUUGGAAAGACCCGUCUUGCCUACUCCCGUACAUGGCAUUAUGUCGACGCCGGCUCUGAUCCGCGCUCGCUCGGCAGGCUCGCAUCAUCAAUUGCUCUCGUCCUAAUGGGCAAGCACAAACCUAUCUAUGACCCUUCAACCGAUUGCGGAGACUACGUUGUAGCAGUGGGCUGCCAUGAUUUACAUACAACGGGGAAGAAGCGACAGCAGAAGAUGUACUAUACGCACACCACACGUCCCGGUAGUUUGAAGAGUAUGACCAUGGACAAGAUGUUUGAGAAAUGGGGCGGUGGUGAGGUUCUGAGGAGGGCAGUUCGAGGAAUGUUGCCGAAGAACAGGUUAAGGGAGAAGAGGCUGGCGAGGUUGAAGACCUUCGAGGGCCUGCAACAUCCCUACAGGCGGAACAUUGUAAGGUUUGGCAACAAACCGGUCAUUGGAGAGCUCUCUGAAGUUCAACAAGCGUUCAAGAAGGCCAGGGAGGCAGCAGCAUGAACGCAUUAUGGAAAUUGAAUUCAUACCCCGGGUCACCAUGUUGGUCACGUCCUGGCCAGGUGUCUUUUUUUCCCCAUCCUCUGUAAUUUAUAUUUUUCUGUGUAUCAUGACCUAUCUGCGAGCGCAUGGGUGGAGUCCAACUGGGAUGUCCUGUUAUUUUCUCUUGACACUUGUUUCGAUUUUCGUUUGGCCGCUUGUUUGGAGAUGCUGACCUACAUAUACCGAAGUAAUCAGAUUCA
Molecule: messenger RNA, 883 nt
Organism: Monascus purpureus
Lineage: Eukaryota; Fungi; Ascomycota; Eurotiomycetes; Eurotiales; Aspergillaceae
Source: the annotation of a GenBank genome assembly